UCUACGCUCCCUAGGAGCUAAUACGGAAUAUCUCUUUGGUUGAGCUCAUAGAACUUUUCAUUCCCAAGGUUGCGUGUAGAUGGUAUAAUCGGUAUAAUUCGUAUGUACAGUCGAAGCUGGUGUGACAGUGACAAGUUUUGAGGUAUUAAUAAUUGUUUAGUUUGACAGUAAGGAUUUCGUAAUGGGGCAGAGAAUAUCACAGAAUACUUCAGAUAGCAAAACCAAUGACAGUAAUAAGAAACUGCAACCAGUGGAACACAGUGUGCCAGAAGAAAUCCUUGUUCAUAUCUUGAGUUAUGUGGAUAUUAAGACAUUAGUAAAUUUCAGGCUUGUCUGUCAUUGGUGGAAGCAUUUGAUUGAUAAUGAGGUGUGGAGAUUGAAAGUAUCCAGAGAGAAAUACAGGAGUUUAAAGGCAGUGGAUCCUAAAUGGAAACUGCCUUGGUAUGUUUAUUAUAGGAUAUGUGAUAAAGAUCCUUUUGAGAAGAAUGUAUUGAAGAACCAUUGCGCACAAGAUAAUCUCAAAUAUUGGAACAUUUUGAGCAAUGGAGGUGAUAAGUGGGCUAUAGAAGAUCCUCCUCAGGGGACAGAUACAGUGCCACAAAGUGAAGAAUUUGGUAACUUCACUAGUUGCUUUGCCACAUCUUUUCACUCUUGCUCUAAAGAACAAGUAGUUGAUCUGCUCUCAGAGGGUAUGAAUAGCAAAGUGAUGGAUGAGUUUCAACCCAUUAUUGAAGUCAGUGAAUGGUAUGCUGGCCGGUUUGAUUGUGGUUGUGUAUAUGAAAUGAAGUGUGAAUUGCUGAAUGAGAAGAGAGAACCAGUAACUGACAUCAAAUGCCAUGAAUCACUCAAACAGUGGGAAGGAGGAGUAUGGCAUAAGGUAAGCUACGUGUUCCAGAGCUAUGGACCAGGUGUUAGGUUUAUUAGAUUUUAUCAUGGAGGCAUGGAUACCCAAUUCUGGGCUGGGCAUUAUGGCAGUAAAAUGAGUGGAGCAUUUAUAAAACUCAGGAUUCCUGCACCCCCGUCAAGAAGAUGCAGCAGUGCAGAGGAUGAAAGUGAUUCAGAAGAUGAUGUGUUAUAACUCCAUUGUAUUUCUUGAGUUGAAGCUGGCGCCAAUAUUGCAUUUGAAAUUCAUCUCUGUUGAGUUAUUGCUGCAUUGUAAAUUGUAUAUAUAUAUAAAGAUUCUCAAAAUGAA
Molecule: messenger RNA, 1192 nt
Organism: Cryptotermes secundus
Lineage: Eukaryota; Metazoa; Arthropoda; Insecta; Blattodea; Kalotermitidae
Product: F-box only protein 44
Exons: 5
Coding region: 182-1078 (298 amino acids)
Biological process (GO): glycoprotein catabolic process; SCF-dependent proteasomal ubiquitin-dependent protein catabolic process
Cellular component (GO): SCF ubiquitin ligase complex; cytoplasm
Molecular function (GO): protein binding; ubiquitin protein ligase activity
Source: RefSeq, a predicted model, not a curated record